This is a messenger RNA of Coffea eugenioides, 3348 nucleotides long. Its product is annotated as pentatricopeptide repeat-containing protein At1g03560, mitochondrial. Gene Ontology annotation, molecular function: protein binding. NCBI's taxonomy places the organism in Eukaryota, Viridiplantae, Streptophyta, Magnoliopsida, Gentianales, Rubiaceae. The transcript has 5 exons. Bases 157 to 2181 code for a protein of 674 amino acids. The record is from RefSeq and is a predicted model, not a curated record.
CCAUAGCCUCAGCUCUUAAAACCGUUAUUCUAAAUAGCACUGGCAACGGUAAUGACGUCCGCUUCCCGUAUCACUUUUUCCAAUGCUUCGUGAGAGAGGAAAAAUAGUUUGGGAAGAUUAUACUGCAUUUCCUUGCUGUUACUGAAGCUCAUAAUCAUGCGCCACAAUCUUCUUCUUUGCCUCUCCACCCAACAAAUCAAGCCACUGAUGAGAAAAACCCUCAAUAAACCCCUUCUUACCUUCACACCAUCUCUUAUACCCCAACACCACCACUACUCCAAUGCCAAACCCCCUUCUCCCGUACCAAAACCCAAUAACCCAUCUGCAAAAUCACAUUUUAUCUCAAAUCCCAAGUGGGUUUUCACGAAUACCUCUCCUCUCCCACCGCCUGAAUGGGUUCAACCCUUUACUGAUCUCUCAGACCUGAUUAAAGACCCCAGAAACCUCCAGCCUUCCCCAUGGGUCCCUCAAAUUCUCAAUCUUUUAGAUGGUUCACCAGCCAUGGAGCAGAAUUUAUCCACUUAUUGCCACAAGUUCUUGAUCAAAUUGUCACCAAAUUUUAUUGCUUUCUUGCUAAAAUCUGAGAAGCUUGCUGAGCAGAGUGUCAAAGAUACCGCCUUUCGGCUUUUUGUCUGGGCUGGUAAGCAAACAGGCUAUGCUCACACUCUUGAUUGUUAUGUUUCUUUGAUUGAAGUUUUGUCUGUUUCAAGUGACUUUGAUAGAAUAAGUUGUAUUUUUGGUGAAUUGAAAGAUAAGAGCUUUUUGAUAAAUGUGAAUGCUGCUAAUUCUUUGAUUAGGAGUUUUGGGAAUCUAGGAUUGGUUGAGAAGUUGUUGUGGGUGUGGAGGAAAAUGAAAGAGAGUGGUGUUGAGCCUAGUUUGUAUUCUUAUAAUUUUCUGAUCAAUGGGUUGGUGAAUGCCAUGUUUAUUGAGUCAGCCGAACGGGUUUUUGAGGUUAUGGAAUGUGGGAAGAUUUUGCCAGACAUUGUUACAUAUAAUACGAUGAUUAAGGGGUAUUGUAAAUCAGGGAAGGUUGUGAAAGCCUUAGAGAAGUUUAGAGAAAUGGAGGUGCAAAAUGUGGAACCAGAUAAGAUCACGUAUAUGACCUUGAUUCAGGCAUAUUACUCAGAGGGGGAUUUCAAUUCUUCUUUAGGACUUUAUCAUGAAAUGGAGGAGAAAGAAUUGGAGGUUCCACCCCAUGCCUAUAGCUUAGUUAUAGGAGGACUUUGUAAAGAUGGAAAAUCUUUUGAAGCAUAUGCUGUUUUCGAGAAUAUGUGUCGUAGAGGAUCUAAACCUAAUGUGGCUAUUUAUACUGCUUUAAUUGAUUCAUAUGUUAAGAAUGGGAACCUUGAAGGAGCAAUGAAGAUUUUUGACAGUAUGAAGCAUGAGGGUUUUGAACCAGAUGAAGUUACAUAUGGAGUCAUUGUUAAUGGUUUAUGCAAGAAUGGUAGGUUAGUUGAAGCCAUGCAAUGGUUCGAAUAUUGUGAAAGUAAUAAUGUCCCUAUUAAUGCUGUGCUUUACUCGAGUCUCAUUGAUGGCCUUGGAAAGGCAGGGAGAGUAGCAGAGGCUGAGAAGCUGUUUCAUGAGAUGGUUGAGAAGGGAUGUCCUCAGGAUUCUUAUUGUUAUAAUGUGCUUAUUGAUGCCUUGGCUAAAACUGGGAAAGUUGAUGAAGCUUUGGUAUAUUUUAAGAGAAUGGGAGAUGAAGGUUGUAAUCCAACAGUCUAUACGUACACAAUUUUAAUAACUGGCUUGUUCAAAGAGCAUCGCAAUGAAGAGGCCUUAAAGUUAUGGGAUGCAAUGAUUGAUAAGGGCAUAACUCCAACUGCUGCUUCUUUUAGAGCUCUUUCAACUGGGCUUUGUCUUUCUGGUAAAGUUGCAAGAGCUUGUAAGAUUUUGGAUGAUUUGGCACCAAUGGGUGUUGUCCUGGAGACAGCUGUUGAAGAAAUGAUUAAUGUUCUAUGCAAAGCAGGUCGUAUAGAACAAGCUUGCAAGUUAGCCGAUGGGGUAGUUGAUCGUGGUCGGGAAGUUCCGGGUAGGGUUCGCACUAUUUUAAUCAAUGCCUUGAGAAAGGCAGGAAAUGCAGACUUGGCAAUGAAAUUGAUGCAUAGUAAGAUUGGUAUAGGUUAUGAUAGAAUGGGAAGCAUUAAACGACGAGUAAAGUUUCGGAUUCUGGUUGAAGAUUGAUUCUUGGGUUGUGGCAAACUUUGUAUGAAAUGAAGUGUGGGUUCUUCACUGGCUACAAUAUCUCAGAGCUUGCUAUCGUCAAACGAAGCUCCAAUUUUUUAAAGCUGACUGAGCCUUUACCAUGCUUCUACUUUGUUGAUAUGCCCUCUUUCUUCAGUUAGACCUUGAAUGGUCCGGUAAUCAGCUUCUUAUAACCAUCCAAGUCAGCCUACAACUGCAAGAUUUAGAAAGGACUAAAUGUAUGCAAGUUUCCUCUGCCUGAUUUUGAACCAUGGAGACCAUGGUGAAGCAACCUUGUUGGAUGACGGAGGAGGAAGGAUGCUGUACAUCUGGAGACAAAUGGUGCAGAAUCACAAUAAACAGAUGUUUCAAGCAUUAGAGCAUAAACGGUAAUUGCAUGUGACACCACGUGAUAUUGUUUGAUCUUCUUUCCAAGAUUGGAAAUGAUCUUCUUAUAUGAUUAGGGCGAUGCAGUGCGUGGCCAGGUGCAAUGUGAUCUGGUGGAUUCCGAUUUGUCCAUAAUGAUUGUAUGGUACCUUGAUGUCUACAGGACACAUGGCUUGCCCAAUAGAGUGACGAGUUGCUUUCGGUAUAAAAGUAAAACAGGUGGUUGUUGUGGAAGAUUUCCUUCCAUGAUUUACCAUGUCUGGGAUUCUCAGGUCCAAUAUAGCAAAGAAGGGCGGAUAUUCGUCUGUCAUUUGGCAGUUGACAAGACAUGGUUAAAUUGUUUUCUACACUGAAGGUAUUGGUACAGUUGCGCAUGGUGGGGAAUGAAGCUCACAUAUGAAGGUUGUCAGCUGUCCUGCUUGUAUGCACAAACAAAAGGAUGUGGUGCUCGUUUUCCUCCUCCAAUGAAUGGCUAUGACUUGAGAGUUCAACCCACUGUGCCCUUGUCUCCAACAACUCUCUAGCAAUGUAUAUGAAGAAUAGCUAAGUUGGUAAUGGCUGCCUUGUAAAUGUUGCUGUCUCAAGUGUCCAUUAUAGCAAGAAUGUUGUCCAGAUGGUGACAUUAAAGGGUUUGUUCCCCUUGUUCUCCAUUAAAGAUAGUUUUGAUCAUAGGUCAGAAAAUGAUGAAAUCUUAGUACAAUUCUUUUGAAAAAAAAACCCUGAAAUUUUGGAGUUAUUGAAGAAAUUCAAGUGAAAUAUAUUUCAAAACAAAUUCUGUUA